AUGGCGACUUGUGGGCCACGCACCGCGGACGCAUUUCUGCAAGACGGCUCGGACGCCUUCCAUGCGACAUUGGCGGCGCAGCUCGAAGCGUCGCUCGGCAAGACACUGCCGCAGCUCGAGAUUCGCUUCCAGGACCUUGCGAUCGCCGCCGACGUCAUCGUCGCGACCAAGGACGGCCACGAGCUCCCGACCUUGUUGAACGACGUCAAGAAGGGUGUGUUGGGUCUCUUUAGCGCCAAGCGCUCGAUCCGCAAGGACAUUCUGCACCCGAUGACCGGCGUCUUCAAGCCGCGCACGACGACACUCGUGCUCGGUCAACCUGGCUCGGGCAAGUCGUCGCUCAUGAAGCUCCUCUCGGGUCGCUUCCCGAUGCAAAAGAACAUUUCGGUGGGUGGUCACGUCACGUACAACGGCGCGGCGUCCGAGGUCGUCGGCAACAAGCUGCCGCAGUUUGCGUCGUACGUGAGCCAGCGCGACUUCAACUACCCGACCUUGACCGUCAAGGAGACGCUGGCCUUUGCCCACGCGUGCAGCGGUGGCGCGGCCGUGCCUCCCCGCGUCCUCGACUCGCUCGUGCAUGGCUCGCCGGAAGAGAACGCGCAGGCGAAAGCUGUGAUCCAGUCCUUGUACCACGUCUACCCGGACAUUAUCACGCGCCAGAUGGGUCUCAAGAUCUGCGAAGACACGAUCGUCGGCAAUGGCAUGCUCCGCGGUGUCUCGGGCGGUGAGCGCAAACGCGUCACAGUCGGUGAGAUGGAGUUUGGCAUGAAGCAGGUGUCGUUCAUGGACGAGAUCAGCACGGGUCUCGACUCGGCGGCGACGUUCGACAUUGUCAAGGCACAGAAAGGCAUGGCCGCGUCGCUCAAGAAGACGAUUGUGAUUGCGCUGCUGCAGCCGUCGCCCGAAGUCUACAACCUCUUCGACGACGUCCUCCUCCUCAACGAAGGCCACGUCAUGUACCACGGUCCACGCGCCUUGUGUUUGCAGUAUUUCGAGUCGCUCGGCUUCAAGUGCCCGUUGCACCGCGACGUAGCCGACUUUCUCCUCGACCUCGGUACGCCCGAGCAAGACCAGUACCUCGUGUCCAACAGCGUGUACGCGCGCACGCCGCGCCUCCCGAGCGAGUACGCGGAGCUCUUCAAGAAGUCACCGGUCUACGCAUCAAUGGUGGCGCACCUGGCGACGCCGACGGACCCGGAGCUGGUCAACGACGCCACCUCCCACCUCGCGGCGCUGCCAGCGUAUUACUUGACGUUUGGCGCCGGCACGUGGCAGCUCUUCCAGCGUCAAGCCAAGGUCUUUUUGCGGAACCGAGAAUUUCUGUGGAGCCGCGCCAUCAUGAUCGUCGUCAUGAGUCUCUUGUACUCGUCCAACUACUACGACGUGGCGCCGGACGAGGUCGUGACGGUGCUCGGUGUCAUCUUUGUCGCCGUCCUCUUCCUCGCCCUCGGUCAGUUUCCGAUGCUCCCCUCGGUCCUCGAAGCGCGCGACAUCUUUUACAAGCAGGAGCGCGCCCAGUUCUUCACAACGUCGUCGUUUCUCGUAGCCCACGCGCUCACGCAGCUGCCGCUGUGCUUCCUGGAGACCCUCGUGUUUGGCUCGGUCAUGUACUGGAUCACGGGCUUUGUCUCGGACGUGUGGGCGUUCCUUAUCUACGUGCUACACCUGUUUCUGGUCAACGUUGCCUUCUCGACGUGGUUCUUCUUCAUGGGCGUUGUCUCGCCCGACUUGAACGUCGCGCAGCCGCUCUCGAUGAUGACGAUCUUGGUGUACGUCAUUUUCGCGGGCUUCGUCAUGGCGUCGUCCGACAUGCCCGACUACUUUAUCUGGCUCUACUGGAUCGACCCACUCAGCUGGUGCAUCCGCGCUUUGGCCAUCAAUCAGUACUCGGCGUCCGAGUUCCAAGUCCCAGUCUACAACCACAUUGAGUACAAGCAGCUCAAAGGCGAUACGUUUGGUAACGUCAUGCUUCAGACUUUUGGCCUCAAGACCGACCGCGUCUGGAUCUGGUAUGGCGUCGUGUACCUGGUCUGCUGCUACUUUGUGUUCCUCGGUCUCUCGUACUUCGCGCUACGCUACAUUCGAUUUGAUGCGAUGCCUGCGACGGCUGUCGUCGACGCCACCGGCGACGAUGCGUACGUUGAGGCGCCCAAGACGCCAGCCCACUCGGUUGCCAUCGCCGUCUCGACACGAACAAUUGCGCCCGUGACACUGGCCUUCCAAGACCUCUGGUACUCGGUGCCCAACCCGACCAAGGGUGAGCCCGACCUCCAGCUGCUCAAGGGCAUCAACGGCUACGCUCUUCCCGGUACGAUCACGGCGCUCAUGGGUUCGUCCGGCGCGGGCAAGACCACCUUGAUGGACGUCAUUGCCGGUCGCAAGACGGGUGGCAAGAUCGAAGGCAACAUCCUCUUGAACGGGUACCCGGCCACGGACCUCGCGAUUCGGCGGUCGACGGGCUACUGCGAGCAGAUGGACAUCCACAGCGAGAGCGCGACGUUCCGCGAGGCGUUCCAGUUCAGCGCGAUGCUCCGCCAGUCGGACGACAUCCCGACCGAAGAGAAGAUGGCGUUUGCGGAAGAGUGCUUGGAGCUCCUUGACAUGAAGGCCCUCGGCGACAAGAUCAUUCGUGGCGCCUCGGUCGAGCAGAUGAAGCGCCUGACGAUCGGUGUCGAGCUCGCAGCGGCGCCGUCCGUGCUCUUCCUCGAUGAACCGACGUCCGGUCUUGACGCUCGCUCGGCCAAGAUCAUCAUGACGGGCAUCCGCAAGAUCGCGUCGACGGGCCGCACGGUCGUCUGCACGAUCCACCAGCCGUCAACCGAGGUGUUUGAGAUGUUUGACUCGCUCCUCCUCCUCAAGCGCGGUGGCGAGACCGUCUUCUUUGGCGACCUCGGCGCGAAAGCGAGCCACUUGAUCGAGUACUUUACGUCGAUUCCCGACACGCCGGUGCUCUCGGACGACGCCAACCCCGCGACGUGGAUGCUCGAAGUCAUCGGCGCCGGCGUCGAGGCCAAGAACGCGCACCCGAAGGACUAUGUCGAGAUCUUCAACGCAUCGGAGGAGCGCCGGUUGCUGGCCGAGGCGCUUGCGAUCCACGCCAACGUCCAUCCGUCGUUGCCCGAGCUCACGUUUGCCAACAAGCGCGCGGCGUCGUCCAUGACGCAGUUUACGAUGGUGACGCAGCGCUUCUUCCGCAUGUACUGGCGCACGCCGUCGUACAACAACACGCGCAUCUUCAUCUCGGUCUUCCUCGCCGUCCUCUUUGGUUUGGUCUACCGCGGCGUCGACUACACGACGUUCUCGGGCGCGACCGGCGGCGUCGGCAUGAUCUUCCUCACGUCCUUCUUCCUCAGCCUCAUUUCCUUUGCAAGUGUAAUUCCGCUUGCGGGCAAGGAGCGUGCGUCGUUCUACCGCGAGCGCGCGUCGCAGACGUACAACGCACUCUGGUACUUUGUCGCAUCGACGCUCGCCGAGAUCCCGUACGUGUUUCUUUCGACCUUUGCGUUUACGAUCAUCUACUACCCGUUCGUCGGACUCAACGAGUCGGUGAGCGCGUGCGUCUACUACGGCUUCAACCUCUCGCUCAUGGUCUUGAUGAACGUCUACAUGGGCCAGUUGAUGGCGUACGCGAUGCCGUCGAUCGAGGUCGCGACGCUUUCCGGAAUCCUCUUCAACUCGAUUUUUGUCUUGUUUGUGGGCUAUACGCCACCGGCAUCCCAGAUCCCAUCGGGCUAUCACUGGCUGUACACGAUCACGCCGCUGCGGUACUCGGUGUCGAUCCUCACGGCGCAGACAUUCUCCAAGUGCAAUGACGGCAGCGGGCUCGGGUGCGAGGCCAUGAAGAAUGUGCCGCCGAGUGUUCUCGCGAGCGUUGGCGCGCCCAGCAUCAGCGUCAAGGCGUACAUUGAGCUGACGUACAAGAUGUACUACGACGACGCACUCCGGGACAUCCUCGUCGUACUUGGCUGCAUUGUCCUCUUCCGCGUCCUAGCCCUCGUCUCGCUACGCUACGUCAACCACACCAAGCGAUAA
Saprolegnia diclina VS20 is the source of this 4032-nucleotide messenger RNA. RefSeq lists its product as hypothetical. The record is from RefSeq and is a predicted model, not a curated record. NCBI's taxonomy places the organism in Eukaryota, Oomycota, Saprolegniomycetes, Saprolegniales, Saprolegniaceae. Gene Ontology annotation, cellular component: membrane. Gene Ontology annotation, molecular function: ABC-type transporter activity; ATP hydrolysis activity; ATP binding. The transcript has a single exon. Bases 1 to 4032 code for a protein of 1343 amino acids.